Messenger RNA from Trichoplax adhaerens, 657 nucleotides. RefSeq lists its product as hypothetical. Bases 1 to 501 code for a protein of 166 amino acids. The record is from RefSeq and is a predicted model, not a curated record. Lineage: Eukaryota; Metazoa; Placozoa; Uniplacotomia; Trichoplacea; Trichoplacidae. The transcript is spliced from 5 exons.
AUGGGAAAGGGUGAUAAAGAUAAGAAAUCGGGUGGUUAUCCCAAGCAAGCAAGUUAUCCUACCCAGCAGUAUACCACUGCGCAACAGCAUCCGCCUCAGCAAUUUGCUCCUCAACCAGGUCAAGUACCAUAUAGCGCUCCACCGCCUGCUUAUAAUGCAGCACCGGGCUAUGGUCCACCUCAAGCAGUACCUCAACAACAGUAUUAUCCAAAUCCGAAUAUGAAUGCACCUCCGCCAAUGCAUUAUCAACAACCUGGGCAAUAUCAACAAUUUGGCACUGCUAGUGUUGUUAUGCCAAUUCAGGAAGGAACUUUUGAUGCUGGAGCGCGUUUCGAUGGCAGAAGUGCUCCGGUAGUACCUCCUCCACCUCCUGGAUGCGUGCCGAAUCAUGCUCAGCUAGCCGCAUCAACUGGUGGGGCUGCUGUCGUAAGACAAAAUCAAUCAGGUUUCUUUACUGGUGGAUCUAGUGGAGUUUACAAUGCUGCGGCAAAAAGGUCAUAGAUUACAUCGAUAGCGUAGACGAUGUUUUUAAAUUACAAUUACCACUUUGUUGAUAAUGUAAUUUUAUUUGUUCAUACUAAUGGUUUAAAUUAUGAAAAUGCUUUCUUCGCGUUACAUAUUUACGUUGACAUCAAGUCAACACUGCUGAUAAUUCUA